CUAAGUAUUGCCUGUAUUCUUUUACAGUUAUUUUGCCUAGUACAUAACUGAAAGAUCAUGUAUUGUAGCUACUACAGUUAAAUCAGUGUCAUUGGGAGGAGUAGACAAAUUAAUGCACAUACAAUGCUUAAUGUACUCUCUGUCCUAUAGUAAGAAGAACUUAAUAUUGCUGACGCCCCUAGAAUGCCCAAUAAUGACAUCAACAAUAAAGAUACUUAUCAGUGGAACAGAACUUCAGACCUGGGCAACCAUUCUACAUUCCUCUUACAUUGUAGCCGUGCAGUUGGAUGUGAAAAGUGACCACCAGUAGAUGAUGACAUCUCAUAGCCCAGAGUGGGAAGCAGCCUUUCCUCCCCUACUCAUUAUCCAUCUCUCUUGCUCAUAGAACGCUGCUUUCCUUUAGGGGAAUGAUGAGAGAGGACUUAGGGUUUUCCAGGAGGCAGAUCCUCCAUUUCCCCAUUGCUUUGUCCAAGAGUGCAGGAAGAAGAUCUAAGACUGGUCAAUUGGAUGCUCUUUCCCAGGACUUUGGCUUGAGAGAGAGAGACUCUAGCAAGAAGGGAACAGAUUGUUGUGCUAUGCCUUGUAUGACUAAGACCUCUUACCAAGAAUACCUGUCAGACCAUAAAACCACUGCCAAGGAGUGCAGGGGUGGCAAUGAAACAGCCCAACAGGAAAAGGAAGCUUAAUAUGGAUUCCAAAGAGCGUUUGGAUCAGGACGGAUGCUUGGAGCAAACUGAAGAAGAAAAGAAGCCCAAGGAUGGCACAAUCCCUUCGAGUCACGCCCCUUCAGCGGCUGCACAGGGAGCAUGGUCUUGGGAGUGGUACUUGAAAGAACAGAAGGCUGUCGCAGCACCUGUUGAGCUGUUUUCCAAGGAGUCAGGUCCAUGUUUCCCCACGUUGCUUUCACCUGAUAAGACAGAGGGGGUUUCUUCCAUCCAAAAGUGCAAGCUCAGUAAGGAUCAGUCCUUUCCCGAGCAUGAAAAUGGUUUUCAGAUUGGAAUGAGAUUAGAAGGCAUUGAUCCCCGACAUCCAUCAGUAUUCUGUGUGCUUUCUGUAGCGGAGGUUUGUGGUUACCGUCUAAGACUUCAUUUUGAUGGUUAUUUAAGUUGCUAUGAUUUUUGGACCAAUGCUGGUUCCCCUGACAUUCAUCCAGUAGGAUGGUGUGAAAAGACCAAACAUGAAUUGCACAUCCCUAAGGGUUAUAGAAAAGAUAAAUUUGUUUGGAUGGAUUACCUGAAGGCCUGCAAAUUGCAAAAUGCUCCGAAGAAAUUAUUCAGAAACAGAAGUCCUAAUGGGCCAAUGCCUAAAGAAUUUCAGGUUGGAAUGAAGCUGGAAGCCGUCGACAGGAAGAACCCUUCCUUGGUGUGUGUGGCGACCAUAGCAGAUAUUGUUGAAGAUCGCUUACUAGUGCAUUUUGACAACUGGGAUGAUAGUUACGAUUACUGGUGUGAUGUUAAUAGCCCUUACGUCCAGCCAGUUGGUUGGUGUCAGGAGAAUGGAAGAACUCUGAUAGCACCCCAAGGUUAUCCCAAUCCAGAAAAGUUUUCCUGGACAGAAUACCUGGAAGCUACUCAAACCAAUGCAGUUCCUGCCAAAGUUUUUAAAAUGAGGUUGCCUCAUGGUUUUCUGCCAAAUAUGAAACUUGAAGUUGUGGAUAAACGGAACCCCAGGUUAAUUCGUGUUGCUACGAUUGUAGAUGUUGAUGACCAAAGAGUAAAGGUUCAUUUUGAUGGUUGGGACCAUAAGUAUGACUACUGGGUGGAGGCAGACAGCCCUGACAUCCACCCGAUCGGAUGGUGUGAUGUCACAGGGCAUCCACUGGAAGUGCCGCAGCGAUGGAAUGACCUGAAGAUCCUUCCAGGUCAAGCUGUCUGUCCUACUCCCGGGUGCCGAGGAAUAGGCCAUAUCCGUGGUCCACGUUAUUCAGGACAUCACAGUGCUUUUGGCUGCCCGUAUUCAGACAUGAACUUGAAAAAGGAGGCAACACUUCAUGAUCGUUUGAGAGAACAAACACAGGCAAAUUUGGAAUCAGACUCUUCACAUUCGAAAUCAAAAAACCUCUGUAGUUUGAACUUCAAUGGAAAACAUGAAAAGGUGAACAGUCAACCCAGACUUGUACAGCAGGCAAAGUGUUUGAAAAUCAAAGGAAAAGAAGAUAUUGACUUGGAUAAUCUCUUCAGAGAAUACUCAGCGGACCAGGCGCAGCAGGCACUUCACCAGUCAGUGUUCAUGUCCACGGUGUCAGCCCACCCUUUUCGGGACCUUCCCCUUGGCAGGGAGCAACACUGCAAGCUGCUUCCAGGCGUGGCUGACAUCCGGGCCAGCCAAGUGGCACGAUGGACUGUGGAUGAGGUGGCUGAGUUUGUACAGUCUCUUCUGGGCUGUGAAGAACAUGCCAAGUGCUUUAAGAAAGAGCAGAUUGAUGGCAAAGCCUUCCUGCUUCUGACACAGAUAGACAUUGUCAAAGUGAUGAAGAUCAAACUGGGCCCAGCACUGAAAAUUUACAACUCUAUCCUGAUGUUCAGGAAUUCCCAGGACCUCCCUGAAGAAGAUACUGUCUCAGGCCAAGAAGUCAAGGGAUGAUUGCGCUCCCUGAACUUCCUCUGGCACCAGGAGCUGCGCUCUCUCAGCAAUAAAAGUGGAGCACAUUAAUUUGAUGUGAAUGUCCAAUGGCCAUAUCCACAUUGAAUCUGGACUUUUUAAAGUGUCUGUGAUUUGUUUAUAUGUUUAGAGGAUUUUGAUGACUGGUCCAGUGCCAAUGAUUCAGAGGCUUAGGCCCAUCUGUGGGUUUGGUUUAUGAACAUUGUUAUCUUUGGUGGGAUCUGUUCAGCUCUAAUGUGUUUGCAAGACAGACCAAAGAAGCCCACACAUCCACCUUUAUUCUUCUCCGUCACCAGAAAAGAAACCAUUUUCCAUUUACAAGCAUAACACUCUCAAGUGGUAAAAUAUUAGAAAAGCAAUGUUCAUGAAUACAUUGUUAAUGUUUUUACCAGAACAACGUCGAGCUUGGCUCAGAUCUGCCAUGAAGCACAGCUAGUCUAAGACCUAGAGGCCUGGUGCUUUCAAAAGACUUCACGUGAGAUUUUUGUGUACUUUACUCAGGAAAGUGUGAAUCUCUAAAAAAUAAUAAUAAUAAGCACAUGUUUUCAUGAUUCAUUAAUUCUCCUUUUUGUUCCAUUAUCCAUUCCUUGGUUGUGCUCCCAAGGUUUCCUAGAGCCUCCACAAAGGAGUGUGACCAGGAUUAACAAGAGGACGGCGAGGUGGGCACUUCCAAAAGCUGGAGAGACCCUUCUGAGGACCCUCCACCAUCAGUGGGGCCUCAAGGGACCCUGUCCUAACACUGGUGUGGCUGGUGGGCCAGACCCUCACCUGCACAGAACUCCUCCCUGCUCCCACUCUGAAGGGCAUUUCAGGACUGACUGAUUUCCACCGCAGUCUGCCAGAACCCCUGUAACAAGGAGCUGUGUUAUAUUACAUCUGGGGCUGUGUGCAUCUUUACAAACGGAGACACACUGUUCAAAGGGAAGAUCUCUAAAGUAGGGAGCGUGGUACCUAUUCUUUGUUUGAAACAUUCCGAUUUGUUGUCAGGCUUUAUUUGUGUUUUGUAAGUGAUUGUAUCCGAGGCUUAAAUUGUGUGGAAUCAGUCCCACAGUUUUGAAAGACAAGUACCUCUUUUCUGACACUUGUUACUACUUUUACAAGUAGGAACAGCUAUAAAUGCUCUCCCGGCAGUGGAGAGCCACCAUCUGUGGGUGGAGAGAAAGAGGGAAUAGAUUCUAAAAAGAGGUUCUAUGUCCACUUGCUUCAUUAAGAAUGUUAAGGUUUAAGAAAGUUGAUUCUGCUUGGAGAAUUUCUCAAGCUUUACAUUUUUUUUUCACUGAAGAAAAUAAACUCUAAGAUGUGUGCAUAUAUAACAUUUCUUUAGAUCCUUACCUAAAUGAAAUUUUAAUAUAUUAUUGGUUGAUGUAAAUUUUGUUUCUGUGGAGUUUUGUUUGUUGUUUUGCUUUUUGUAGACUGCCAUGUGCAGUUAAAAUUCCUGCUUCUGCCAUGUUAAAAUUUUAAUAUAUUUUAAAUGAUAAUAAAGAGAGAAAACAAAAUUUA
This is a messenger RNA of Macaca mulatta (Rhesus monkey), 4101 nucleotides long. Lineage: Eukaryota; Metazoa; Chordata; Mammalia; Primates; Cercopithecidae. The record is from RefSeq and is a predicted model, not a curated record.